Vitrella brassicaformis is the source of this 2472-nucleotide messenger RNA. The record is from the annotation of a GenBank genome assembly. NCBI's taxonomy places the organism in Eukaryota, Vitrellaceae.
CGAGGCGGAGGAGUUACCGGAAACGAUCCGCGAUGCUUGUAGGUCUGCUGAUAUCUGCGCUUUCAUCUUUCACUGCCAUCCAUCCGGCAUCUUCGUCGGAGCUCUCUUGCCAUCGACACGCAGUCACUGAGGCAAGCAGUCGCGCACACGUGAUGAAUGGACACACAGCAGCAAACAGACAGACAGACACACAGGCAGGCAGCAACGCAGCAAAGGCAAGCCGCACAUCUUGAUCAAUCCUCAUCCGAUGUCUGUCUGUCCGUCUGUCUGUCUGUAUGUAUGUGUGUCUGUGUUUUCUUUGUCUGCAGUUCCAUCGUUUCAUCCAUCUCUCACCACUUCGUCGAAGGCCACUUCGGUCAACGCGAGAAGCCACAGACGAUGUCCUUCAUCCCGCAAGAAACACGGCCUUCCUUGCGCGACCAAGAAUCCACCAAGUCGCCUCCCACCUCCUUCCCUCAUCACGGCGCGCAAGACGGCGGCAGAGCUCAACAAGGGAGCAGAGAAAGGCAUGCUUGUGCCGCAACACGCGAAGGGACCCGGCUGCGUGUGAGGACGGGCAGGACAGGCGGCGGCUUACGCGCACGUCUGCUUCCAAGGGAGGGUCUGCUGCUGUCGCUGAGCCGCCUGCCGUCCCUCGUGAAGCCACUGGGGGCAAGAAGGACGUCAAGAGGGUGCUGAUCGUGAUGAGUGACACUGGUGGGGGGCACAAGGCGUCUGCCUUGGCGCUCAAGGACGCCUUGUGGGAGAACUACAAUGACAACGUCGAUGUCAGAAUCGGUACGUGUGUGGAUGCGGGCAAGCGUGUGUGUGCACACAGGUCAGUAAAUGUGUAUGCGUGUGUGUGUGUGUGUGUGUGUGUGUGUGCAGUUGACAUCUGGACGGACUAUGGUGUGUUUCCCUUCAACACAUUCGUGCCCUCUUAUCGCUUCAUGUCGACCUACCCCAUCACGUGGAAGCUCUUCUACGAGUGGACCAAAUGGCCCAGCACUAUCAUGGGCGGGGAGGUGGUCGGACACGCCUUAUGUGGCUCGCGCUUCCGGCAGCUGAUUGAGUCCUACAAUCCCGACCUGAUUGUCUCGGUGCAUCCCCUGUGUCAGCACGUGAUGCUGCGAGUCCUGCAAGACAUCCGCCAGAUGAGGAACCGAAACAUCCCUUUCGUCACCGUCGUGACCGACCUGGGCGGCGCGCAUCCAUCAUGGUUUCACCCUGGUGUGGAUCUCUGCUUCGUCCCGUCGCAGCCUGUCCGCGAGAUCGCCCUGCAGGAGGGCAUUAAGCCCGACCAGAUGCGGCAAUACGGGCUGCCUAUACGGCGGGGCUUCUGGCAGCAGGAGAAGCGGCCCAAAGGCGAGAUACGGGACAAGCUGGGGCUGACAAAGGGCGUCCCGACGUGCCUGGUGGUGGGCGGGGGAGAGGGGGUGGGCGGUCUCGACAAAGUGGUGGAUGCUCUGGUGGCGUGUCUGGGCACCAAGCCUUUCGACAGCGAGGUGGUCGCCAUCUGUGGCAAGAACGGGGCUCUCAGGAGGAGGCUCGAGCGCAAGUACUGUGACGACGCCGCAAACGCCAACAACGGCUACCCGAGAAUGCGGCCCAGAAACGUGUCUGUGAAGCCUCACGGCUUCGUGACCAACAUGGAGGACUUCAUGGCUGCGGCGGACUGCAUUGUCACCAAAGCCGGCCCCGGAACCAUUGCAGAGUCGGCCAUCCGGGGGCUGCCCAUCAUGCUGUCGUCCUACCUGCCUGGCCAGGAGGAGCCGAACGUGCCCUAUGUGAUCGAUCGCGGGUUUGGCGACUACUCGUCGGUGCCGUCGCAGAUAGCGCGUCGAGUGGCGUCGUGGCUGGAGGACCCCAAGAAGCUCCAAGACAUGUCGGGGAAGGCGGUGGCGUCGUCGCGGCCGUCGGCCACGAUAGACAUAGCGACCGAGUUGGGGGAGAUCCUCGCCUUGAAUAAGAGAGAGAGGAAGAGGCAAAGCUGACGCGGGGAGGCGGGAGAAUGGGUGGCCGGGCGGAGUGCUGUUGCUCUAUGAGUGUGUGUACAUACAGUAUAUAUGGGAAGGAGAGGUUUUUCAGUCAGAUGUGCUCUCAUGCUGUCGUGUGACGCGUGUGGUGUAAGUAGAUUGAUUGGCUAAGCAAGCGGGGUGUGUAGAUGCCUGUGGACGGACGCCUUUUUGGGUGUAUCGUUGGCAAAAUGACGGUAUGCAUGAUUUUUCACCCAUCGCUCAGCAGGCAGCAUCAGUCAGCCUCGGUCGCUAUGCACGUGCGAUUCCGGCGAUAGGGAGGGAGUGUGUGAUCGCCUGUGUGCGCUUUAGCAUGUCUGCUGGGACGUAUUGAUGUUGCCAGUUGUCAGGUGGCAGCACAGACGCAUCGCAGGCAGACAUGCAGACGCCCACAUGGACGCAUCCACGGUUUUGCUCCAUGCGUGUCAGAGACGUGGCCCGAUAAUUUUUGUACUACCCCUCACUUGCAAGAUAGGCA